Molecule: messenger RNA, 811 nt
Organism: Leptopilina boulardi
Lineage: Eukaryota; Metazoa; Arthropoda; Insecta; Hymenoptera; Figitidae
Exons: 4
Coding region: 75-707 (210 amino acids)
Source: RefSeq, a predicted model, not a curated record
GAAAUUAAUUUCCCACUUAUUGAGAAUAUUUAUUACUCACGUUCUUGUUUUGAGAAAAAAAAAAAAAAAAGAAAAUGCAAUUUGGAAAGAUAUUAAUAAUUUUGUCCAUAUUUCUAAUUUCUGAAAUAUACGGUCAUGGAAAAUUGAUGCAACCAGUAAAUAGGGCAAGUGCAUGGAGAAGGGGAUUUGAAACUCCAGUUUGUUAUGAUGAUGAUCAAAAUUAUUGUGGCAGUGUUGGCGUUCAACAUGGUUGGUUUCAUGGAAAAUGUGGAAUCUGUGGAGACAGUUUUGGAGAGAGUCGACCGCGACCAAAUGAAAAUACUGGAAUUUUUGGCCAGGGAAUUAUAGUCGAGAGAUAUCGAGAGGGACAAAUAAUAGAUGUCAUUAGUGAUUUUACAAAUACUCAUCGUGGUUUCUUUAGAUUUUCUUUAUGUCCCUUGCGACAUUCACGUGAACUCGAAACGGAAGAAUGCUUUAUUCCCCUAAAAUUUGCAAACGGUGCGGAUCGAUAUGAAAUGGGAGAUAAUCCUCCUGGAAUUUACAAAUCUCAGGUAAUUCUCCCGAGAGGAAUAACUUGCAGAAAUUGUGUUCUCAGAUGGGAAUAUAUAGCUGGAAACAAUUGGGGCACUUGUGAAGACGGAAAUGAAGCAACUGGCUGCGGACCUCAAGAAACAUUUAAAACUUGUUCUGACAUUAGUAUUCAGUAAAUAAAUAUUUUUUUAUAUAAAAAUUGUAAUUCAAAAAUAAUAUAUAUAUUUAAUUUAAUUUAUUGUGCUUAUUUUUGGUAUAAUAAAAAAAAUAAAAAAGAAAA